Molecule: messenger RNA, 345 nt
Organism: Rotaria sp. Silwood1
Lineage: Eukaryota; Metazoa; Rotifera; Eurotatoria; Philodinida; Philodinidae
Source: the annotation of a GenBank genome assembly
GCGAAAUGAACUUGAUCUAGAACAAAAGAUAAAUCUCAUCAAAGAAAAAGAACGUGGUUUAUCUCAUCGUGAAAUAAAAGACAAGUUCCAAGAGUCUCUCGGUGCUGUUUCAAACAUUCUCAAAAGACAAAACGAAUAUAUUAAUGAUUAUGAAACAAAUCAAAACAAAAAAAAAUGAAACGAAAGCUGAAAGAUGAUUUUAGUCAAACGAUUAAUGAUACUGUUUAUGAAUGGUUUGCUGCACAAAGAACCAAAAAUAUUCCUAUAUCUGUUUCAGUAUUACAAGAAUAUGCAAGAAAAGUUGCUGAAGAACUUGAUGAUCAAUCAGGAAAUUUUAAAGCAUAA